GUCUACUUAGCUACCCCCAUUGAAUUGUGGUGGAUGGUUGCAUCACAAUUCUUCAAAAAAACAAAGAAGAGAACAUUAGGCACCACCGCACCAAGCAAGGAACCAACCAUAGAUAAAUAGUUCUUCCUCACACUUUCACUUCUUCUACUCCCACUUUUACUUGGAGAGAAAACAAGAACAAAAACAAAAAAAUGUGCCCCACGAAGCAAAAUCAGAAGCAGAAUCAAAAUCAGAAGCAUCAGAUCCCCCUCACCGAACCCCCAGACCUAGACCUAGCAGCCGCCGCCGCCGACUGGAGAGCCGAAGCGAUCAACGGCGGAUCAAUCAAACACGUGGACCUCCACAACGGAACCAACGGCUGGGCUUCACCCCCAGGCGACCUCUUCUUUCUCCGAUCCAAAAACUACCUCACCAAUAAACAAAAAUCCCCCUCCGGCUCCUGGCUCCUCCAGCCAGCCGGCUUCGACUGGCUCCGAUCCCCAACCAAGCUCGACAACAUCCUCAGCCGCCCCGACAACCGUGUCAUGAACGCGCUCCGAACCUCCCAAUCCCAAGGCGAGUACCUAAAAACCUUCCUACUGGCAGUCAAUCUCCAAGUCCCUGGUCGCGACCACCAACACAGCGCCGUCUUUUACUUCUCCACCGACGAUCCCAUUCCCUCCGGUUCCCUCCUCCACCGGUUCGUGGACGGCGAUGACUCGUUUCGAAAUCAACGGUUGAAAAUCGUUAGUCGGAUCGUUAAGGGUCCGUGGAUCGUGAAGGCUGCUGUGGGGAAUUACUCGGCUUGUCUCCUCGGCAAGGCUUUGACUUGUAAUUAUCAUCGGGGCUCCAAUUACCUUGAAAUUGACGUGGAUAUGGGCAGCUCGGCGAUUGCCAGCGCCAUUUUGAGACUUGCGUUGGGGUACGUGACGGCCGUGACGGUGGACAUGGGGUUUGUGGUGGAGUCGCAGACAGAGGAUGAGUUACCGGAGAGGCUUUUGGGUGCUGUUAGGGUUUGUCAAAUGGAGACUUCCUUGGCCACUUUUGUCGAUACGACGACGUCGUCUUGUAGAAAACUAGGGCCUUCCAAAGUUGUUGAUAAUGAUCAUGAUUGAGAAGAGAAAUUCAACUGUGGUAAAAAUAAAUAAAUAAAAAUGUUUUUGUGUUUUUUUUUUAGUUCCAUUUUCAAUCUCUUUAUGAGUUGAUGACUUUUUACUCAUUUUCUGCUCCAAUAAAAUGAUUGUUAAUGGAUGCAAA
Messenger RNA from Camellia sinensis, 1236 nucleotides. Its product is annotated as protein ENHANCED DISEASE RESISTANCE 2-like. Lineage: Eukaryota; Viridiplantae; Streptophyta; Magnoliopsida; Ericales; Theaceae. The record is from RefSeq and is a predicted model, not a curated record.